This is a messenger RNA of Clonostachys byssicola, 1395 nucleotides long. The record is from the annotation of a GenBank genome assembly. NCBI's taxonomy places the organism in Eukaryota, Fungi, Ascomycota, Sordariomycetes, Hypocreales, Bionectriaceae.
AUGGCCAUCGCCGCCCAUUUUGCCCAGCUCACCUUCUUGGUAGUUUUCAUUGUGGUUCUAGCCCAACCGCAUCAUGUCUCUGCCACGUCAGUUUCGAGAGGACAGAUAGCUGGCUUCCAGACAAUUCCCCAGAGGUUUCUCAACCUAGCACAACUGGACGCUAACUGUAUACGAGCCGCCAAACAAAUAAUCAAGUGCCACGAGAGAGUUGAUGAGUUCGGGCGACGAGAAUACCACGGCUCGCUGGGAGACAAUCGGCUGACCGAUCUUAUCUGCGCUCCUUCGUGCAAACAAGCGUUGGAUACAGCUCGGGAGAAGAUAGAGAUGGCCUGCGCUGGCUCGCCAAAUCUACUUCCUGGCAUGACUGUUGUGUCCGUUGUUGACGCGAUAAUAACGGGCUGGGAAGAAAUCUGUCUCAAAGAUGAACAGUCGGGCGAGUAUUGCAAUCAUAUCAUCGAUGCGUUGGAUAAAUACAAAAACAUCGAAGACAUGCCAGAGAAAGAGCUCUGCUCGUUCUGUUAUGGGACAAAGCUGCGUCAAAUGCAAAAGUCUAAACACUCCGCGUACGACCGAGAAUAUGCUUCCAUGCUUGCGUUUGUAAAUAAAAAGUGUCAUAUCGACAGCCCGAUCACCUCAAGUCAGCAAUACCCCCCGAACAGAAGUCCAUUACCCAGGACCUGCUUCAGUGGUAAGACUAUCACUACAAAGGAAGGUGAUUCCUGCGAUAGCAUUGCUCUGGCCAACUCUAUCUCAUCGUCAACACUCUACUACAUCAACCCCCACCUGCUUGACUGUCGUAGCAUUGAGAGUGGGAUGGAACUAUGCCUGCCACAGACCUGCACUACGUACACCGUCCAAGAGCAUGAGGCUGCCGAUUGCGUUGAAAUAAGUAUGGCUGGCGGCGAAGGGGGAUGGUUGGAUCUUAUCGACUGGAAUCUCAUGCUUGAUUCCCGCUGCACGAAUCUUUGGAGCACAGACCCGUUCUGGGGUCAUGUCGUCUGUAUCAGUCCUCCAGGUGAAAGGUUUAUCGACGAGAUGAAAUCCGGCUUUAGUGAACACACUGGAAACGGCUACAUGGGCGGCCCGGGAGGCUUCGGUGAUGGUUAUAAACUCAACAGCCGUGCGAAACCCUUGACAGAACUUGCAAAAGGCACUUCCAAGAGUUGCGCCCAGUAUAUCGAAGCAGCGGAGGGAUUGAGUUGCGCCGAGAUGGUGGUGUCGGCUGACAGGGCUACGCCUAUGGACCUGUUUCUACAGAUAAAUCCGUCUCUCGGCAAUGUUAGUGAAUGCGAUGAGAACUUGAAGCCCGGACUAUCGUACUGCCUCAAGGUACAUCCCCUUUGGAAUGGAUUGGCAGAGAUGGAGGAAAUGGAGGAUGACUGGCAGGAGCUGUAG